This is a messenger RNA of Phragmites australis (common reed), 1747 nucleotides long. Its product is annotated as protein STAY-GREEN, chloroplastic-like. Lineage: Eukaryota; Viridiplantae; Streptophyta; Magnoliopsida; Poales; Poaceae. The record is from RefSeq and is a predicted model, not a curated record. The transcript is spliced from 3 exons. The coding region runs from base 499 to 1332 and encodes 277 amino acids.
CAAGCGUCCCUCCCUCUCCCACCUCCAGGGGCGACAAUUGCCUCCCCCCCCCUCCCAACUCCCGCAGGCAUCAACCCCGCGCCGAGAAGAGAGGAAACGAGAGAACCCCGAGCUUGCCCACCCGCGCACACAACCGCGACGUUUCCCGAUCCCUCACUCCACAACCACCUACUCUAAACUACACAUGACGCGCCUUCUCCCCGUCCCCUACACAUAGCUAGUGCCAAACGAUCCAAGAAGCCAAUCGUGACUCGUGAGUCAGGAAGAGUGAGCGAACCAACUCCUGUACCGUACGGCAUACGUGUGUACCACUUGCAUAAGAGUCGUAGAUUUCUCCAUCUAGUCAUCGAUCCGGAUCCGGCAGAGGCGUGCAAGAUUCCUGCUUUGCCGAGGAUUAAUUGGCCGCCGGCCGAGCUCGAUCCAGCUUCUACGGAACGUCUGCAGCUUUUCUUGGUCCUGGUUUACCAGCUACUUUUGGGUCCGUUCCAAGGAGCAGGCAUGGCUGUGGCUACUUCUGCUUCUACCAUGUCCCUGCUCCCGAUCUUCCAGCUCAAGCACCAGCAGCACGGCGCGGGCGCGGUGGUCGUGUUCCGGCGGCGGCCCGGGGACGCGCGGCGGAGGAGAUACGUCGUGCCGACGGCGAGGCUGUUCGGUCCGGCGAUCUUCGAGGCGUCGAAGCUGAAGGUGCUGUUCCUGGGCGUGGACGAGGCGAAGCACGGCGGGCACCAGACCGGGAAGCCGCUGCUUCCUCGGACGUACACGCUGACGCACAGCGACGUGACGGCCAGGCUCACGCUCGCCGUCUCCCACAGCAUCAACCGCGCGCAGCUGCAGGGGUGGUACAACCAGCUGCAGCGCGACGAGGUGGUGGCCGAGUGGAAGAAGGUGCGCGGCAGGAUGUCGCUGCACGUCCACUGCCACAUCUCCGGCGGCCACUUCCUCCUCGACCUCAUCGCCGGCCUGCGCUACUACAUCUUCCGCAAGGAGCUCCCCGUGGUUCUGAAGGCGUUCGUGCACGGCGACGGCGACCUGUUCAGCCGGCACCCGGAGCUGGAGGAGGCCACGGUGUGGGUCUACUUCCACUCAAAUCUGCCCCGCUUCAACCGCGUCGAGUGCUGGGGCCCUCUCCGCGACGCCGCCGCGCCCGCCGAGGACGACGCCGCCGCGGCCUCCGAGGAGGCGCAGAAUGAUCAGAUGCCCGCGGGCGAGUGGCCGCGCCGCUGCCCCGAGAAGUGCGAGUGCUGCUUCCCGCCCCACAGCCUCAUCCCCUGGCCGAACGAGCAUGACAUGGCCGCCGUCGACGCGCCCGUCGCCGGCCAGGCGCAGCAGUGAGCCAGUGACACUGCACGCUCGCUGCUGCGUAAUGCAAGUCGUAGCUAGACUAGCGUGCUGUUUGGUUGGGUAACUGCAAACGCAUGCGUGCAGUGGCGCCAAGACCUGCAUGCCCGCGUCAUUCUUUAAUUGGUCUGGUAGCUUAGCCUUGCUCAGCCUCAGCGCAACUACACUUCCACAAGCUUAAGUCGAGGGCAGGGAACGAACAUGGUGGCCUUGUAAGUUGUAAAUAGAACUCUAGAUGACAAAGAACGAUGUUCAUGUAUGUACAUGCAUGUUCAAGGGCAGGCAAGUUUCAUCUCUACACUAUCUACACUUGAACUGGACUGGAGUAGGUUUGUAUAGGGAAAUGAUACAUGUAAAUUAACCAUUGAUUAUUUGAUUGAAAUAUAUCGUGUGCGACAUGAUGUCAAGA